This is a messenger RNA of Notolabrus celidotus (New Zealand spotty), 1600 nucleotides long. It is a transcript of the gene gtpbp10, whose product is annotated as GTP-binding protein 10 (putative). The coding region runs from base 127 to 1230 and encodes 367 amino acids. The record is from RefSeq and is a predicted model, not a curated record. Gene Ontology annotation, cellular component: mitochondrion. NCBI's taxonomy places the organism in Eukaryota, Metazoa, Chordata, Actinopteri, Labriformes, Labridae. Gene Ontology annotation, molecular function: magnesium ion binding; GTPase activity; GTP binding. The transcript has 10 exons.
GUCCAUGAGCCAAUCAAUGAGCUGAAGACAAUCCACCACUUCCGGUCCCUCUCACAAACCCAAACACAUGUUUAUAGCAGUUAGCUUAGUGAAUAACGUCAAAGGAGGUAUUAAACAUCACUGAAGAUGGUUCAGCUCAGUAGAAUCUGCUUCAGGAAGUAUGCAAACUUUGUGGAUAACCUGCGUCUGUACGUUGCUGGAGGCAGUGGUGGCAUGGGUUUACCCCGCCUCGGGGGACAGGGAGGGGAUGGGGGAGACGUUUGGGUGAUGGCUUCAAAGAAUAUGACUUUGAAGAAGAUAAAGGAAAAGUACCCCCACAAACGAUUUAUUGGGGGAAUCGGAGCCAACAGCAGUGUUAGAGCACUGAAAGGAGAGAGGGGAGAGGACCGGGAGAUCAGCGCUCCUGUUGGUAUCAUAGUCACCACAGACAAUGGCAAAGUACUUGGUGAACUGAAUGCAGAGGGUGAUCGUUUAAAGGUUGCAAAAGGAGGACAUGGCGGCUCCUUCCACUCUUCAUUUGAGCCUAAAAAGGGCCAGGUUAAACAAAUAAGGCUGGACCUUAAACUAAUUGCUGAUCUGGGUCUUGUCGGGUUCCCAAACGCAGGAAAGUCUUCUCUUCUGAUGGCUGUGUCUAAUGCAACACCUCAGAUUGCCAACUAUGCUUUCACAACUUUGAAGCCUGAAAUUGGAAAAGUGAUGUAUAAAGAUUACAAGCAGAUUUCUGUUGCUGACCUCCCUGGCCUCAUUGAAGGAGCUCAUAUAAACAAAGGCAUGGGCCACAAGUUUCUAAAACACGUGGAGAGGACCAAGCAGCUACUUUUUGUGGUUGAUGUCUCUGGCUUCCAGUUGGCAAGUAAAACACCGUUUAGGUCGGCCUUUGAAGCUGUUCAACUUCUGACCAAGGAGUUGGAGCUGUACAAAGAGGAGCUCGUAUCAAAGCCUGCUUUGCUAGUGGUGAAUAAGAUGGAUCUGCCUGAUGCAGAGGAGAAACUAGCAGAGUUGAAGGAGCAGCUACAAAACCCUGAUGAGUUUUCUGAUUUGUUGCCUGACGACAUGAAACCAAAGAACUUUCUGAGCUUCAGACACGUGGUUCCUGUCUCCGCCCUCACUGGGUUUGGGAUUGAACAUUUAAAAAGUUGCAUCAGAGAGUCACUUGAUGAAAGCGCAGAAACAAUCUCCAAAGCCAUCCAUCAAGAAAGACUGCAGACACUGAGGCACCUAUCACAUUAAGGUCUGUGACAAACAUGGACAAGUCACACCUUCUCUUCUUUGUGCUGACAGUGUACAGAUGACAGAUGAGUCUCAUUCUGCCUGCUGUUAAAAUGAUGAACUAGUUGAACAUUUUUCACUGUUGAAACACCUGUGAUGACAGAAACUGUGUGGUGUCAACACAGACCUGUUCACAGAGGCUACAGAGCUUGCAGGAUUUCAGGAUGGGACUAUAUCCCACUGAACCCUAACCGACUGGUGGUGUCAAUCGUGUAGUGUGUGUGUGAGGGCUUGGUAUUGUAUAAAAAUGAUGAAUGGGACAAACUGUUAUGUCAUCUCACGUUGUCUGGAAACAAGAUGUGCCAUUAAAUAACAAAAAGAAAGCAAAUCA